UUCAUCCUGAACUAUGGCAAUGAGAAAAUCUCUUCUACUACUAAUCUUAUUGUUCAGCUUGGAAUUAACUGUAGAAAGCAGUUCAUGGAGAAGAAAAGAGCUCAUGAGUAGAAGAGGAGCAACCGGCAUCACUACAAAACUGAGGAAAUAUUUGUCUUCUGAUGAUGGUACAUGCAAGUCAAGGGUGGAGAUCUUUGGUUAUCCAUGCGAGAAUCACUCGGUCACAACAAAAGAUGGAUACAUGCUUAGCUUGCAAAGAAUUCCUGGUGGGAGGACAGGUGAUUCCUCCAAAGGCAACAAAGGCCCUGUUUUGCUACAACAUGGCCUUUUCAUGGAUGGCUUCGCAUGGCUGGUGAACUCGCCAAAUCAGUCAUUAGGAUAUAUUCUUGCGGAUCAUGGCUAUGAUGUAUGGCUCGCAAAUGGUAGAGGAACUGUUUAUAGUCUGGGACACACUUCUCUCUCUUCAAGUGAUUCAGCUUAUUGGGAUUGGUCAUGGGAUGAACUAGCAGCCUAUGAUCUUCCUGCCACAAUUGAUUAUGUGUACCAACAAGCAGGUCAUCAAAAAAUCCAUUAUGUUGGGCACUCUCAGGGAACUUUAACUGUUCUGGCAUCAGUCAGUGAACAAAAUCUAGUUAACAGACUAAGGUCUGCUGCCUUGCUUUGUCCAAUAGCUUAUUUGAAUCAAAUUCCAUCAUUAUUCAUGCAUGCAGCUGCCAGAAUUUAUCUUGGAGAACAACUUUACUGGCUGGGCAUUGCUCAACUAAAUCCAACUAGAUCAGCAGUGAAAACAUUUUUGGAGACGGUCUGUUUGUUUACAGGAUUUGACUGCUAUGACUUGCUAACAUUAAUCACAGGUAAAAACUGCUGCCUGAACUCAUCAUCUGUUCAAUUGUUUUUGGACCAUGCUCUGCAGUCAACUUCAACGAAGAACAUUGUUCACUUAUCUCAGACAAUGAGAAGCGCCAUGUUGACAAAAUAUGACUACGACGAUGAAGCAAAGAACAUGGCGCAUUAUGGCCAGAAAACCGCUCCAGCGUACAAUAUGUCGCGCAUUCCAAAUGAUUUUCCGCUCUUUAUGAGCUACGGGAAAGAAGAUUUGCUUGCGGAUGUGAAUGAUGUGGCGCAUCUUUUGGAAAUCAUUGAUCAUCAUAAUAGAAAUAAUUUGACCGUCCAAUUGUUGGGGGAUUAUGCACAUAUGGAUUUUAUAAUGGCUGAAAACGCCAGCCAGCUUGUUUAUCAGCCUCUCAUGGAUUUCUUCAAUCGUUAUUGAGAUUUUGUUUGUGACGCUUUCUUACUGCUUCUUGAAGCAACUUUUUAGUUAUUUUUUUAUACUAGAAAGCUACUUUAAGAAGCAAGUAAGAAAGUCGUCCCAAAAGAAGCAUGAAUGUCAUUUUGGUUUGACAUUUUUAGAAGUGCAAAUGUAGAAGAUGAGCAAAGUUUUUUUUUUUACUGAUAAAUUUAAUAGAAAUUUUUUAGGUUAUGAUUUUUUUUUUUUGAAUUGAUAAAAUUACGGCAAAUUUGUCUUUAUAUGCUACAUAAUUUUGUAAUUGGAGAAAUAUAGUUGAU
Messenger RNA from Dendrobium catenatum, 1566 nucleotides. Its product is annotated as triacylglycerol lipase 2. The record is from RefSeq and is a predicted model, not a curated record. The transcript has 9 exons. Bases 14 to 1270 code for a protein of 418 amino acids. Lineage: Eukaryota; Viridiplantae; Streptophyta; Magnoliopsida; Asparagales; Orchidaceae. Gene Ontology annotation, molecular function: hydrolase activity, acting on ester bonds. Gene Ontology annotation, biological process: lipid metabolic process.